CAGCCUCGGACUCCCAGUUUCUCUUCCCCAUGGAAGCAGGCCAGACAGUCCAGGAAAGCGCCCUGCACGCCGGGAGGCAGGCUUGGUGGCCUUUGGACGCCAUGGCAUGCAGCUUGGGCGAGACCACCAGCAGCAGCGGCUUCCUCCUUGGAUGGGAUCCGCAGCUCAGCUACUUCGGUCUAGGAGCAUGGGGAGCUGGCACCGGCGAUCUUGGUACCUGCGAGCGCGAGCUUGAGGAGCUCGUCGUCCCCAAAUGCAUGGAGUCCCCGGUGUCGGAGGCGUCAACGGCGGCAGUCGCCGCCUUGCCGACGCCGCAGGAUGCGACGGCGAUGCCCGGGGACGGGGAGCUGGACGAGCUACUCCAGAGCUUAUGGGGCUCGGACGAGGUGGAACUCGCCGUGGGCUUCACUUCCGGCAGCCCUCUGAAGGAGGCGAGCGCUGUCUCUUCCCAAUGUAGGGAUUCAGAAGCUGGUUUGCUCUCAGAUGAUGAUCAUUUCGCUCUGAACCCAAUUCUGCCGACAUGCCCGGAGGAGAAGGCUCUGACACAGCCACAAGCAGAGCCUCCCAGUUCCUCCUCGUCUCACUGCAACGUGGACCCAUGGGCCAGUGACACCGGUGUCGCCCAGCGCCAGGCGACCCGCGCCAACUGCUCGUCUAAGCGCCCGGCACGGGAAGAGAAAGAGGAGGGUGACGGAAGCUGCGGCAAGAAGAGCAGGAGGGCGCCGUCCUCCGCCGCCGGCACCGGUGCCGGGGCAGUGGCGCGCCCGUUCACCGUGGUGAAGCCCGGCGGCGCGGACGGCAGCGUGACGCUCGCCGACAUCAACGAGUGGAUCCUCACGCCGCCGGCCCGCCCCGUCCGGCAUCCCGUGGGGGAGUUCGCGUGCGCCCCGCGCGUGGCGGCGGGCAACCGGCCCGCGCCGUCGGGCAAGACGGUGGCCGGCUUCACCAGGCUCCGCACUGCGGGGAGGGGCACGAUCACCAUCGUAAGGACAAGAGGAUGAAUGGUUUGUAUUGCAAUAGUACAAGCAUAUCUGCUGUAAAUUUGUGGCUGAUUGUACUGCGAAAUUGUAAAAAGGAAACUGAGGUUUAGUGAGGAUGCAUGCUGCCCAAAUCACAGUGAACGAGGAUGAAUCUGAAACCUUGUUGGAUUCAUGCCAAGAGGAGCAGAGAAGAUUGCCGUGAAACCUUGUUGAGGAGCUUCAACCACGAUUCAGAAACACGGUCGGGCUGUUGUUGUACUGUAUCCCCGGACAAGAGGCUCGUACUGAGAAACCGUGUGCCGUAACAAUUGUGCUGGUUGAGGCCCGUCCUCAGGAACCGUGCGCCGUAACAUUUGUACGGGUUGCUGCUACUGAUGCUUAAACACUUGGAAGCUAACGCACCCGUGCAAGUUACGGCCGUGCAGAUACGAGCUCAGUACAAGUUGGGCGAAUCCGAGGAGCCCAGGACGUCAGGAUUCAGGAGCUCCUUUGCAGUAGCUGUCCGGUUGAUAGUCCUCAUACUCUGGAUACCACUCUGCAGGCUGCAGCUGCUUCCAGACAGAGAGGAGCGAGGUAAAUUGCCGACUUGAACCAGGGCGGCGCAAUGUACUUCUAAUUUUUCUUCCAUUAUUUGUGUUCAAGAGGCUCAUCGUUAUAAAUCGAAACUAAGAGGUCUGCCUCCAGCUCCAGAACAA
Messenger RNA from Panicum virgatum (switchgrass), 1675 nucleotides. RefSeq names its product protein XRI1-like. The record is from RefSeq and is a predicted model, not a curated record. Gene Ontology annotation, biological process: male meiotic nuclear division; female meiotic nuclear division. Bases 30 to 1001 code for a protein of 323 amino acids. Lineage: Eukaryota; Viridiplantae; Streptophyta; Magnoliopsida; Poales; Poaceae. The transcript has 5 exons.